Messenger RNA from Loxodonta africana (African savanna elephant), 1128 nucleotides. Its product is annotated as 15 kDa protein A-like. Gene Ontology annotation, cellular component: extracellular region. Gene Ontology annotation, molecular function: cysteine-type endopeptidase inhibitor activity. Bases 10 to 477 code for a protein of 155 amino acids. The transcript is spliced from 4 exons. Gene Ontology annotation, biological process: defense response. The record is from RefSeq and is a predicted model, not a curated record. NCBI's taxonomy places the organism in Eukaryota, Metazoa, Chordata, Mammalia, Proboscidea, Elephantidae.
GAAGAGACAAUGGCAGGAGCUUGGAGGGCCUUAGCGCUGGUGGUGGGUUUGACCAUCACGGCCUGUGCAGCCCGCCGCCAACUGAACUAUGGGGACAUUAUCAAUCAGGCCCUGCAGGCCUUUAAUCAGGGACAAAGAGGAAGGCCCCUCUUCCGCCUGCUAGAAGCCACCCCACCGCCCAGAUUGAACUCCACCUCAACAAUCCCUCUCAACUUCAGGAUUAAAGAGACUGUGUGCCUUUCAAAUGACCGGAGACCACUUCGAGAAUGUCCUUUCAGGGCGGGCGGGAUGGAGCGAAACUGCACUGGCAGCUUCUUCAGGCGGGGGCUUCGCCGCACCCUGACGAUCGACUGCACCAGCGACUGCCCGCGAGCGCAAGAGGUCCUCCCAGAGAGGAGCUCUGUCAACUACUCCGAGGAGACCCCUCCGAAGACCGAGAGCCCCAAGCUGCCACCUGUGGCCAGGGACAUAUUUUAGAGAGCCAAGUACAACAUCAUCUCCAACAUCCUGAGGAAUAUCUAGGGCCGGAGAAUGGAGGGGAGACCCUGCACCCCUACUAUGACCUCCUGUUCCCCACCUAUACACCUCCCUCUGCUGCCCCAGAGGGUCCUCAGCCCCUUCUUUCCUGCCCAGUCCAGUAAUGCCACCUUUUAGGGAGCCCUUAAGGCCCUGAGUUAGUCCACACUCUUCUGCCUUUGCACAUCCGCUUCCCGCUGCCUGGAAUUCCUGUCCCAUCCUGUUCGGGAAUCUUACUCAUCCUCCAAGGCACAGCCCAAAAGGCACCUCCUCCAGGAAGCCUCCCCUGUCCUCUCUGGGCAGAGGCAUCCUUCCUUCAUCUGGGCACUCGUGAUCCUUGAACCAACCUGGCAUUACCUCCUGGGUCCCUCUCAGGCAGCACUGUGUCUGCUCACAGCUGGGCCCCCUUAACCAACUGCAGGUAGCUGUGCAAUUCUCAACAGGGUGCUCCUGGCAUCCUAGGGGGGUGGUACCUUUUGUGCAGGACCAUAAGCACUCCUGCUCCCUACCCAGUCCCUGUGACAACCAAAUGUCCCUUCAUAUAUCCAAGUUCCUCCAAGGCAGUGAGGCCACUCUCGGGUGAGAACCACAGGAGGGAGGCUCAAUAAAACA